AUGAUAAAAUUAAUUUUCUAUAUUUUUUUAUUAAUGUCAUAUGUAGUCAUAGGAAAAAAUGACGGAAACUUACGUGUUAUUACUAAAAAUAUAGAUUUGAAAUCAUUACAAGGAACAUUUUAUGAAAUAGCUAUAAAUACUACGGAUAAAAUAUUUUUAGGUUUAGCAUGCAGAUGCACAAAAUAUGAAUUUUCAGGUUUAAAAAGAGAUGGCAAUCAAGCUUACAUAUUAAUGAAUUUUACGUGUGAUAGGAAUUUUUUAAUUAAAGAAGAAAAAUCAAAUGUAAAUUUUAAAUUAAUUUUAAAUAAGCCUUUAGAUGAAAAUACAACAACUGUAGAAGAAUUUGAUGCAAGUUUGUUUUUGGUUGAAAAUAAUCAACAGAUUUUACUAAGUAACCAUAUAAGUAUUAUAUAUGCUGAAUUUAAUGAUCAAAAUGAAAUUGAGCAUUUUAUAUUAGGUGGAAACAAAUCUAGCGAACCAAUGAUAAUUAUGUCUAAAUAUAGAACAAUCCUUCAAGAAACUUAUAAAAGACUUAUAAAUUCCCUUUAUUUAUCUGGAUACGAAUCUGCACUUUUAAAUUGGCCAUUUAUUAUCCAAACUGAUCAAACUCUAUGUGAAUAA
This is a messenger RNA of Plasmodium gallinaceum, 621 nucleotides long. Its product is annotated as conserved Plasmodium protein, unknown function. The transcript has 2 exons. Bases 1 to 621 code for a protein of 206 amino acids. NCBI's taxonomy places the organism in Eukaryota, Apicomplexa, Aconoidasida, Haemosporida, Plasmodiidae. The record is from RefSeq and is a predicted model, not a curated record.